This is a messenger RNA of Centruroides sculpturatus (bark scorpion), 8740 nucleotides long. RefSeq names its product papilin-like. Bases 1 to 8463 code for a protein of 2820 amino acids. The transcript has 37 exons. Gene Ontology annotation, biological process: extracellular matrix organization. Gene Ontology annotation, molecular function: serine-type endopeptidase inhibitor activity; metalloendopeptidase activity. Gene Ontology annotation, cellular component: extracellular matrix; extracellular region. Lineage: Eukaryota; Metazoa; Arthropoda; Arachnida; Scorpiones; Buthidae. The record is from RefSeq and is a predicted model, not a curated record.
AUGACAAUUGAAAAGUAUGAACAGAAGUUAGCCAUUGCCGAUAGAAACAAAAGGCAAUUAUAUCAUCCGACGGAUUUUGUUUUGGGUUUGGAUACGAAAGUAGACGAGAGUGGUCCUUGGGGUCCGUGGACGAUAAGAAGUACAUGUUCUAGAACGUGUGGUGGAGGUGUUUCCUUCCAAUCUAGAAUAUGUAUGGAUUAUCGGGUAGGUGGAUUUCAUAGUUGUGUGGGACCUUCUAGAAAAUAUUUUUCUUGUAAUAUUCAGGAUUGUCCUCCGAAUGCGAGAGAUUUCCGAACGGAACAAUGUGCUCGAUUCAACAGUAUCCCUUUUGAAGGAAAAUAUUAUAGUUGGAUUCCUUUUUAUGGCGCUCCCAAUCCAUGUGAACUAAAUUGUAUGCCCAAAGGUGCAAGAUACUAUCAUCGAAGAGCUCGAAGAGUUAUAGACGGAACUUUAUGCCAUGACGAUGGAGCUACAGAUAUAUGUGUUAAUGGUAUAUGUUUGCCUUUACCAUGUGACAAAAUGUUGGGAUCAGAUGCAAAAGAAGAUAAGUGUGGAAUUUGUGGAGGAGAUGACAGUUCUUGUCAUAUUAUCAGUGGAAUAUUUGAUAGAGAAAUUUUUAACACAGGUUACAAUGAUAUACUCUUGAUUCCUCCAUUUGCAACAUCCAUACUUAUUGAAGAAGUGAUUCCAAACAGUAAUUACUUUGCUGUUAGAAACAUUUCUGGUUAUUAUUAUUUAAAUGGAAAUUGGAAGAUAGAAUAUCCUGGAGAUUUUACUAUUGCUGGUGUGGAAUUUCAUUAUGAACGUAAACAUGAUUUAUCACAACCAGAACGUUUAUGGUCAGCAGGUCCAACACUUGAACCACUUUUCAUUGUUUUAUUGUAUCAAGAAAGAAAUCCAGGUAUCAGAUAUGAAUAUUCUGUUCCAGUGGAAGAUAAAUUAGUACCAACAGCUACUUAUAUUUGGGAAACUGAAGACUUUCAAGAAUGUUCAAAGACAUGCAGUGGUGGAGAGCAGCAUCGAAUUGUAUAUUGUAAACAGUCUGAAAAUAAUGUGAAAGUUGAAGAAAAUCUAUGUGAUAUUGGAAAAAAACCACAAACUACACGUGAAUGUAAUACUCAGCCAUGUCCUGCAAUGUGGCAUGUUGGAGAUUGGAGUCAAUGCUCACAAUCUUGUGCAGCUGGUGUACAAUACAGAUUAAUUUAUUGUCAACAACUUAUCAAUGGUGGUGUUUUAGCUGUAACAAAUGAUGGACAAUGUGAAUUAGAUGAUUCAAUUAAACCAUCAUUCUAUCAAAUUUGCAAUCAAGAUGUAGAAUGUCCAAGAUGGCAUGUUGGACCAUGGUCAGCUUGUAACCGUAUAUGUGGUCCUGGAAAUCAAACUAGAGAAGUAACAUGUGAAACUGGUAUGCAAGAAACAAUAGUUCUUGAUGAGUCUCACUGUGAUUUAACAAAUAUGCCACCAAUUGUGAAAAUAUGUUCUCUAAGACCUUGUGAAGGAGUUGAAUGGAUAGUAACAGAAUGGAGUGGUUGCUCAGAUAAAUGUGGACCUCAAAAAGAAUCACGAGAAGUUUAUUGUUCAAAUUCUAAAGGAGAAGUCUUUUCCGAUGAAUUAUGCCAUAAUAAACCAAUACCAAGUUUAACACGUCCUUGUCCAAAAGUAAAACCAUGUACUGCUUUAUGGCAUACUUCAGAAUGGAGUAGGUGUUCAGCUAAAUGUGGGACUGGUGUUCAAACUCGUUUUGUAUUUUGUGGAAUUUGGAAAGGCGAUAGUGUGAAAAAAGUAUCAGAUAGUAAUUGUAAGAAAACAAAAAAAUUUACAUCAGUUCGUAAUUGUACUCGGACUCCAUGUAAAGGAUCUUGGUUUAGUGGACCAUGGAGCAAAUGUUCAGUAACAUGUGGAGGAGGUAUAAGAACAAGAAAGAUUUUAUGCUUCCAUAAAGACAGUGUUGUUCUUUCUAGUAGAUGUGAUCCAAGUUUAAUUCCUCCAAAUAAUGAAACAUGCAAUGAACAGUCAUGUAUUGAUGACUUUUUACAGGGUAACACUUUCAAUUUCAUGCAGUGUUCAGUAACAUGUGGAGGAGGUAUAAGAACAAGAAAGAUUUUAUGCUUCCAUAAAGACAGUGUUGUUCUUUCUAGUAGAUGUGAUCCAAGUUUAAUUCCUCCAAAUAAUGAAACAUGCAAUGAACAGUCAUGUAUUGAUGUUGUAUCUACUGAAACUUCAGUAAACUGUUCAGAAUCAGAAUAUGGAUGUUGUCCUGAUGGAAAAACUGUUGCUGGACCUAAUUUGGAUGACUGUCCAGCAGAGCCAGAUUGUAAAGAAAGUUAUUAUGGUUGUUGUUUAGAUGGCUUCACAGCAGCUUCUGGACCAUUUGGUGUAGGAUGUCCAGAUAUCACUACAUGCAAUGAAACAAAAUAUGGAUGCUGUUCAGAUGGCCAUACAAUAGCAAAAGGUCCAAACUUCCAAGGAUGUCCUGAUGUAAGAGAAUGUGAAUUGACACCAUUUAAAUGCUGUCCAGAUAAUAUAACAGUUGCAACUGGACCAAACCAAGAAGGCUGUGACAAUGUGACAGAACCAUGUGACACGUCUGACUUUGGAUGCUGUCCAGAUAAUGUGACUUUUGCAAUGGGACCUGAUUAUGAGGGCUGUGACAAUGUGACAAAAGAAAACGUAACAGAAACAUGUGACACGUCUGACUUUGGAUGCUGUCCAGACAAUGUGACUUUUGCAAUGGGACCUGAUCAUGAGGGCUGUGACAAUGUAACCAAAGAAAAUGUGACAGAAACAUGUGAUAUGUCUGAAUUUGGAUGCUGUCCAGAUAAUGUGACUUUUGCAAUGGGACCUGAUUAUGAGGGCUGUGACAAUGUGACAAAAGAAAACGUAACAGAAACAUGUGACACGUCUGACUUUGGAUGCUGUCCAGACAAUGUGACUUUUGCAAUGGGACCUGAUCAUGAGGGCUGUGACAAUGUAACCAAAGAAAAUGUGACAGAAACAUGUGAUAUGUCUGAAUUUGGAUGCUGUCCAGAUAAUGUGACUUUUGCAAUGGGACCUGAUUAUGAGGGCUGUGACAAUGUGACAAAAGAAAACGUAACAGAAACAUGUGACACGUCUGACUUUGGAUGCUGUCCAGACAAUGUGACUUUUGCAAUGGGACCUGAUCAUGAGGGCUGUGACAAUGUAACCAAAGAAAAUGUGACAGAAACAUGUGAUAUGUCUGAAUUUGGAUGCUGUCCAGAUAAUGUGACUUUUGCAAUGGGACCUGAUUAUGAGGGCUGUGACAAUGUGACAAAAGAAAACGUAACAGAAACAUGUGACACGUCUGACUUUGGAUGCUGUCCAGACAAUGUGACUUUUGCAAUGGGACCUGAUCAUGAGGGCUGUGACAAUGUAACCAAAGAAAAUGUGACAGAAACAUGUGAUAUGUCUGAAUUUGGAUGCUGUCCAGAUAAUGUGACUUUUGCAAUGGGACCUGAUUAUGAGGGCUGUGACAAUGUGACAAAAGAAAACGUAACAGAAACAUGUGAUAUGUCUGAAUUUGGAUGUUGUCCAGAUAAUGUGACUUUUGCGAUGGGACCUGAUCAUGAGGGCUGUGACAAUGUGACAAAAGAAAAUAUGACAGAAACAUGUGAUAUGUCUGAAUUUGGAUGUUGUCCAGAUAAUGUGACUUUUGCAAUGGGACCUGAUCAUGAGGGCUGUGAGAAUGUGACAAAAGAAAACGUGACAGAAACAUGUGAUAUGUCUGAAUUUGGAUGCUGUCCUGACAAUGUGACUUUUGCGAUGGGACCUGACCAUGAGGGCUGUGACAAUGUAACAAAAGAAAAUGUGACAGAAACAUGUGAUACGUCUGAAUUUGGAUGCUGUCCUGACAAUGUGACUUUUGCGAUGGGGCCUGAUCAUGAGGGCUGUGACAAUGUGACAAAAGAAAAUGUAACAGAGACAUGCGAUACGUCUGAAUUUGGAUGUUGUCCAGAUAAUAUUACUUUUGCAAUGGGACUUGAUCAUGAGGGCUGUGAGAAUAUGACAGAAAUGUGUGAUACAUCUGAAUUCGGGUGUUGUCCAGAUAAUGUGACUUUUGCAAUGGGACCUGAUCAUGAGGGCUGUGACAAUGCGACAAAAGAAAAUGCUACAGAAACUUGUGUUAAUGUGACUUUUGCUUUAAGAAAUGAAAGCUGUGAACCAAGUUUAUCAGAUCCUAUAUUAUCUGAUGAUUCAAGUUUAAAUCCUUGUUAUUACUCUGAAUUUGGUUGUUGUCCUGAUAAUAAAUCAGAAGCUUUAGGACCUGAUAAUGUUGGUUGUCCUUGUUCAACAUUAGAAUAUGGUUGCUGUGCUGAUAAUAUUACACCUGCUCUUGGCCCAAACCAGUCUGGAUGUUAUUGUGAAAUAUCAGUCUAUGGAUGUUGUCAGGAUGAUUAUACUAUGGCAUCUGGACCAGAUUUUCAGGGAUGUAAUUGUGAAGAAAUGUUAUAUAAAUGUUGUCCUGAUGGUAUUACACCAAUGACUAGUCCUUGGGGAGAAGGAUGUAGUUGCCAAGAAUCAAAAUAUGGUUGUUGUCCAGACGGAAGUACUUCAGCUGCUGGAGAAAAUUACUAUGGUUGUCCUUGUGAUACUCUCCCAUUUGGAUGUUGUCAAGAUAAAAGGACUCCUGCAAAAGGUGAAAAUUAUGAUGGUUGUCCUUGCAAUACUACUGAAUUUGGAUGUUGUCCUGAUGGAAAAACACCUGCAACCAGCAAUAAAUAUGCUGGAUGUCCAUGCAUUUCUAUGAAAUUUGGAUGUUGCCCUGAUGGUGUAACAGCUGCAACAGGUCCUAAUAAUGCUGGUUGUUCUUGUGAAAAUACUACCUAUGGUUGUUGUCCAGAUAAAAAAACUCCUGCUAAAGGACCUAACAGUGCUGGAUGUUCUUGUUCUACCUUCCCUCAUGGGUGUUGUCCUGAUGGCAAAACCUCUGCAUUGGGUCCUAAUUUUAUGGGUUGUUCUUGCCAUACAAUGAAAUUUGGCUGUUGUCCUGAUGGUUUUACUCCAGCUACUGGUCCAGGUGAUGAGGGAUGUACUUGUGAUAGUCUUCCUUUCAAAUGUUGCCCAGAUGAUAAAACUCCAGCCAAAGGAUUAAAUUUUGCUGGAUGCCAUUGUUCUACUUUUCCGUUUGGAUGUUGCCCUGAUAAUCGCACAGUGUCUGUUGGAAGUAAUUAUGCUGGCUGUACAUGUCAUUCAAUGCAGCAUGGAUGCUGCCCCGAUGGUGUUACCAUUGCUGAAGGUCCUAAUUAUAAGGGGUGCUCAUGUUCAUCUUUUUCUUAUGGUUGUUGUCCUGAUGAUCUUACCAUUGCAGAAGGUCCUAAUUAUGAAGGAUGUCCUUGUUCAACUUUUCCACAUGGUUGCUGUCCAGAUGGAACUACAAUAGCAAUUGGUCCAGAUUUUAAAGGUUGUCCAGGAGCAGAUUUCCCAAAACCUUUAGCUGCAGAAAUAUGUCACUUAGAACAUGAAAUAGGAUCAUGUCAAAAUUAUAGUGUGAAAUGGUACUUUGAUGUGACAUAUGGAGGAUGUUCAAGAUUUUGGUAUGGGGGAUGUGAAGGAAAUGGAAAUCGUUUUAAUACUCAAGAAGAUUGUGAAAAAUUGUGUGUUUCUCCAGAAGGAAAAGCUGCAUGCUUUUUACCUAAAGUAGAUGGAUCAUGCGAUGGUAAAUUCCCAUCAUGGUAUUAUAAUAGUCAAACAAAGCAAUGUGAAGAAUUUAUUUAUAAAGGAUGUCUUGGAAAUAAUAAUCGAUUUAUAUCAAAAGAAAUUUGUGAACAAACUUGCACAUCUCAAGUUGUACCAGUGCCUGUAUCACCUGUAUCUCUUGAUAUUUGUGAUUUGCCAAAAAAAGAGGGAACCUGCACAGCAGCUGUGAUAUAUUGGUAUUUUAAUGUUCAAACACAAACAUGUGAACAGUUCUACUAUAGUGGGUGUGAUGGUAAUGAUAAUCGUUUUGAAACUUUAAGUGACUGUGAAAAUAGAUGUUUAGCAGAGAAAGAAAAAGACAUUUGUAAGUUACCUCAGGUUAUUGGAAAUUGUUAUGAUUUUAAACAAAGAUGGUAUUUUGAUGUCAAAAGGAAAGAAUGUAAAAGUUUCUAUUACAGUGGUUGUAAUGGCAACAAGAAUAAUUUUGGAAGCUAUCAUGAAUGUGAAAAACAAUGUGGAAAAUCAGUAACAACAGUAAAGCCAGAAAAAUUUAAAAUAGAUUACUGUUUUCUUGAUCAAGAUUCUGGAUCUUGUCCAAAUAGAGAAAUUAGAUGGUACUAUGAUAAAACUGAUGGAGUAUGCAAGGAAUUUUACUAUGGCGGUUGCGAAGGAAAUGGAAAUAGAUUUCAAUCAAGAAGGGAAUGUGAAACAAAAUGCACAUAUUCUCAAGAUAUCUGCAAAUUACCCAAAGUGCAAGGGUCAUGCAGUGGAUCUUUUGUUCAAUGGCAUUAUUCUCACUCGACAGAUGAAUGUGUUGAAUUUAUGUUUAGUGGAUGCCAAGGAAAUGCUAAUAGAUUUGAUGAUAAAGAAAGAUGUGAGAAAUAUUGUAAGAUUACAUCCACUCCCCAUACUCAAGAUAUUUGCACAAUGUCUAGAGAUUCUGGUCCUUGUCUUGGUGAAUACACUCAAUGGUAUUAUGAUGUUUCAACUAAUUCUUGCAAAAAAUUUAAAUAUGGUGGUUGUCAAGGUAAUAAUAAUCGUUUCCAAUCUCGAAGAGAUUGUGAGUUAAGAUGUGUUAAAAAAUUACAUAAAGAAUUACAUACUACUACAUAUUCUACUAUUUCACAUGACAAUGCUGACAUCUGUCAAAUGCCUGCAGAUACUGGAUUAUGCAAUGAAUUUCAUGCUCGAUGGUUUUAUGAUCCCAGCAGCAAAACUUGUUUGCCAUUUGUAUAUACUGGUUGUGGUGGAAACAAAAAUCGAUUCAAAACAUUUGAUAUUUGUAUGAAAUUUUGUGGAGAAACCAAAGAAAAUAUUCCUGAUGCAACAACUAAACUUCCCUGUCCUGUUUCCAAUUGUGAUCAAUUACAAUGUCCUUUUGGCAAAGAAGAAAAGGCAGAUGAACAUGGUUGUACUUAUUGUCGUUGCUCUAAUCCAUGUGAGGUCCAUACUUGCCCUGAAGAUAGUAGAUGUGCUAUCGAAAUAUAUCGCACAAUAGAAGGAGAACCACGUGCACAACCUAUAUGUCGUUUAAUAAAUAAAUUAGGUCAGUGUCCAAAAAUAGAAAGCAAAGCAGCAGACCCAUAUGAUACAGAGUGCACCGAACGUUGCAGAUUGGAUUCCGACUGUAGAGACGAUCGAAAAUGUUGCUUUAAUGGUUGUACUAAUGUAUGCAUGGAUCCUAUUUUUGAAACAACAACAAUGUUAACAUCAGAAAUAAAUGAGAUCAAUAGAGAAGAUAGUUCCAUUCAGCCCACUGAAUUUAAUGAAACUACAACAAUUGGAUCUACUGUUUCUUUAAUAUGUAAAGUAGCAAAAGGAAGUACUUUUACAUGGAGUAGAAAUAAUGUUCCUUUACAAGUAGAUGACAAUCACAUUACAAUAUUAUCAAAUGGAACAUUGUCUAUUCAGAGGAUAGAAGAAAAUGACCAUGGAAGUUAUUUAUGUAUAACAAGAGAUAACUAUGGUCAAUCAAAAGUUUACACAUUCCAUCUUCAAGUUCAAGUGCCUGUCCGAAUUCUUCCGGGACCUACUUUAGUUAUUGUUCAGCUCAGUCAGCCAGCAACCUUGCAAUGCACAGCAACUGGAUUCCCAAAUCCUAUUGUAAGCUGGUGGAGAGAUAAAACGAUGCUUCCAACUACAAGUGCUCGAUUCCAACAGUUUCCAGAUUAUUCUCUUCUUAUUAGAACUGUUACCUAUCAAGAUAUUGGAGUGUACACAUGCCAAGCAUAUAAUGGAAUUGGAGCUGUGGCAACUUUGGAUGUUUCUGUUCGUUUAUCAAAAGAUUCCGAUACAAAGUCAAACGUCAAUUUUGAUAAUGAAAACACUUUGAAAGAGACAACAACAGACAGUAUUUCUCCCAUUACUGAAAAAGAAAUGGCUCCUGUUGAUCUCUCUGUAGAAAUCAAAACUAUUAAUUCCAAAGUGAAAGUUGGAGACUUGGUACAACUAGAUUGUAUUGUAAAAGGAACAGAUUUAUCUACUGUUACUUGGUAUUUUAACAAUAAUGUCAUACAAAUUGAUGACAAAUUAAAAUUGCUACCAAACAACACACUUCUUAUUUCUAACAUUCAAAAUGGUCAUAGUGGAAAUUAUCGUUGUCAUGCACAGUAUGAUUCUAAUCAAGCUUCUGCUUCUGUAGCAAUUACAGUUGAAGAUUCUUCCGAUGGUGUUCCAGAAGGAUGUGUCGACGAUCCCAGAUUUAGUAACUGCAACUUUAUUGUAAAAGCACGUUACUGCAGUAACAAAUAUUAUGAAAAAUAUUGUUGUCGCAGUUGUUACUUGGCAAAAGAAACCACAGUAAACUGAUUUCAAUAAAAAUUAAAAGAAGAGAAUGUAUAUAAAUUAAAAGACAUUUGUAAAUGCCGUAAUUAAAUUUUAUAUGAUAAUAUCAAAGCUUAAAUGGACUCGAAUAGUAACAUUAAUGUACUUUAUAUAAAAACAUUUUUUAUCUCUUUAAUUUUACAUGAUAAAGGUAAAUCAUAAAAUAAUGCAGUGUAAACAUUUUUCAUUAACAUUAUCCAGAAAUGAUUCCAUGUAAUAUUAUCAUUUUCAUAAUUAUCAAUUAAAAUUCAUUCUCUUUUUA